Molecule: messenger RNA, 1197 nt
Organism: Penicillium argentinense
Lineage: Eukaryota; Fungi; Ascomycota; Eurotiomycetes; Eurotiales; Aspergillaceae
Product: asparaginase
Exons: 6
Coding region: 1-1197 (398 amino acids)
Molecular function (GO): asparaginase activity
Source: RefSeq, a predicted model, not a curated record
AUGUUGAUCUCACUCAUUGCGACGACUCUUGUCGCCAGCUUGGCCAUGGCCUCGUCUUUUCAGAUCCAAAAAUGGCAAGAUCCUAACACCGGAUUGACUUGGAUCUAUAAAGACUCAUCCCUGCCAAAAGUCAUGCAAGUGGUUGAUCAGCCGUUUAUUGAGCUUUACAACACCGGUGACGGAACGAUCCUAUCAGGGUCGACCUAUGGACGCUUGGACACCAUAGACUAUGGGGGUGGCUCUGGUGGACUGACUCCUGAAACGCUCAUUAGUAAUGUCAGCGAAGUGCUCGACAUUGCUCAACUAGCCAUCCGUAACAUAGGCGGAGGCGGUAGUGCGGAUGCCAAUUCGGACAGAUUCUUGAAUAUCUCAAUGGAUGCUCACCUGCGACUUUGUUCCCCUGCCUCAGACAUCGUUGGUGCUGUUAUGAUUCAUGGAACAAACACAUUGGCAGAGACUGUCUUUGGCGUCGAUCUCACUUUGAAUUGCUCCAAGCCAUUUGUCGCUACAGGGUCUAUGCGUCCAAAUUCGGCUAUCUCACCCGAUGGCCCCUUCAACUUCCUUGACGCAGUCAGGACAGCGAUUCACCCAGAGGCCCGCGAUCGCGGAGCUCUGAUUGCGUUCAACGAUCACUUAGUAUCAGCUUUUUAUGGAACCAAGACUAAUGGUAACUCAGUCACAACUUUCUUGGCCAUGGACCAAGGUUAUAUUGCUCAAUUCUUAGCCGGUCAGCCAUAUUUUUUCUAUGGAGCAUCCCUGCCAAAGGCUCGACACUACUUCGACCCUUUCAACCUCACCAUGCCACUCCCCAAGGUGGUAGUUCUAUAUGGUCAUCAGGGAUUUGACGCUGGCCUACUCUAUGCGGCAGCAGCAGAUGGCGCUAGAGGAAUUGUGAUUAUGGGAGUCGGUCCUGGCGGUCUCAGUACGGCAGCCACAGAGGCUGCUAAUAAACUCUUCGAGAAGGACGUCGUUACCGUCGCAUCCCUCCGCCCCUUUUUCGGUGCAGUUGUUCCUUCACCUCAACCAGGAAAUAUCAUCAGCUCUGGGUUUAUGCAUGGCGAACAAUCACGCAUCCAGCUACAGCUAGCCCUGGCAUCAGGUUACGGAUUUAACGCUACCCGCAAGCUUUUCGAGGGAGAAAUCCGCAAUGCUGUCUACUCACCCGCCACGGCCUAUUAUAAUGCGACAAGCCUUUGA